GACAACAAUUGUGGAUUGUUGGAAAUAACAAGCACCAUCAUGGAGCACAACAUAUUUGUGUUUGCACUUAUGCUUUUCCCAUCUUGUCUGGCACAAAACACCCUCAACUCACAUGAAGAAAUCAUAGAAUUCAUAAAUUCCAAUCAAUCAUCGUGGACUGCUGGAGUGAAUUUCGCCGGCAAAGACCUAAGAGAUCUUUUACCAUUAUUCGAUGGUGUUCGUGGGCUUCAUCCUGAUCUUAAUUUUACGAUACCUCAGAUGAAACACAACUUGGAAAACAUUACACUUCCUAGUAGUUUUGAUGCUAGAAGUAACUGGCCUCAGUGCGCUGAUAUUAUAGGAAACAUUCUAAACCAAGGACUAUGCGGUUCCUGUUGGGCAUUCGCUACAACGGAGGUUAUGUCGGACCGACUCUGUAUACAAAGCAACGGAACAGUCAAAAUGCAGUUAUCAGCUGAAGACGUUGUUUCAUGUUGUUCCACCUGUGGGGAUAAGUGCCAAGGAGGUUAUCCCUCUACAGCUUUUCAAUACUGGGAUACGCACGGCGUUGUCUCUGGAGGAGAUUAUUUAUCAAAUUCUGGCUGCAAACCGUACGGGUCAUCCGAAUUUGACAACGGUGUAGCAGCGGAAUGUCAUCAGGCAUGUUCAAACCCUUCCUACAAAACUUCUCACAACUCAGACAAGCAUUGUGGCGCAAAUUUUUACCAAGUGGACGGACAAGAGUCCCAAAUUCAAGCUGAAAUUUACGCCAAAGGAGCAGUUUCGGUUGUUUUUACGGUCUAUGAAGACUUUCCAUAUUAUCAAACAGGUGUCUAUUAUCAUAUCUAUGGUGCAGCUUUAGGUCUGCAUGCAGUUAAAAUCAUAGGAUGGGGGACCGAGAAUGGACAUCCGUAUUGGUUGGUCGCUAAUUCGUGGGGAAAAAGUUGGGGAGGAUUAGGUGGAUUUUUUAAAAUUUUGAGACGUUUGCAUCAAUGUGGUAUUGAAAAGCAAGUCCUUGGGGCCGAUUCAAGGGUUUGUUUCCCAAAUCCAGAAGACGAUGUGACACGUUCAUGGAGUACUGUAGUGUUGUCGACGGUUUCAAUUGUAUUUCUUUUAAUUGUAUUGUCGCAUUCAGCAUAUUUGGAUGAAUUAUCUGGAAAAUUUUAA
Messenger RNA from Zophobas morio, 1146 nucleotides. Its product is annotated as cathepsin B-like cysteine proteinase 4. Gene Ontology annotation, cellular component: lysosome. The coding region runs from base 40 to 1146 and encodes 368 amino acids. Gene Ontology annotation, molecular function: cysteine-type endopeptidase activity. Lineage: Eukaryota; Metazoa; Arthropoda; Insecta; Coleoptera; Tenebrionidae. The transcript has 5 exons. The record is from RefSeq and is a predicted model, not a curated record.